Trachymyrmex cornetzi is the source of this 1639-nucleotide messenger RNA. RefSeq names its product post-GPI attachment to proteins factor 2-like. Gene Ontology annotation, cellular component: endoplasmic reticulum membrane; Golgi membrane. Bases 854 to 1639 code for a protein of 261 amino acids. Gene Ontology annotation, biological process: GPI anchor biosynthetic process. The transcript has 5 exons. NCBI's taxonomy places the organism in Eukaryota, Metazoa, Arthropoda, Insecta, Hymenoptera, Formicidae. The record is from RefSeq and is a predicted model, not a curated record.
AACUCUACAGAAAGUACAUCUUGGGGAGGGGAAUUGGAACGUCCGUAGCGGCGUAGCAGACGAUACGAUUAAUCGUGACGAGUUGAGACAAGCUGAGAGAGAGGAGGCGAAUUUCCUAAUUGUUCGUCGCCGAGGAUCUUCUCCGAAAAUCGGAGAAACCUUCCUCGGCGAGUUCGCCUGCCAUCAAUUAUUCGUGAUUGAACUCCGGAGAAUCCGAUUCGUCGCAAGACAAAGCGAGGUGUCAGUCGAUCCGCACUCCGCAGUGCUUCGGCAUUGCGCAUUCGUUUAGAAUCGUCACGCACGUUGACAUUUUGAUUUGACUCUCCGCUAUCGGGCUCCGCCGCAGUCUUUGGGAACUCGGACAAAGCGAACGUCAGGAACAUGAUGACCCGGCCGCGAUUUUGCCCUUUCGCCCGCUAUUUAUAGAGCUGGCAGGUUAUUUCUAAAAUCAAUCGCACAGGUGAGACGAGCGGUGCCGGAAUAAUACAAUUGCGAUAAGUAACGCGGGAAUUAACGCAAAUUGGUGUUGCAAUAUACACAACGUUACUGGUGUUUGCCAGCAAGAGACAGUACAACACAGUAAUCAUUUCCAUCCCUGUUUACCAUUGGCAGACAACAAAGAUGUUGCGAUUCACUGUGUUAUACCGUGUCUUCUGUGUCUCUUGUUGGAAAACAUCUCAUGUGUAACAUGAUUUAAUUGCUUCUUGGAGGGAUAUCGUGGCAUGCGGAGUGAUGGAUCAUUGAAUGGAGAUGCAAGGUUGGAGAGCAACAUGAAUCUGUAUCGCACAAUUAUCUGACUGGGAUCUACUCUUCGAGUUAUCGUGUCUUCGUAGCUUCACGCACAAAUGUCAGGAUGUUAAGCGGUGCUGUCAAUAUGGAACUGAAUAAUGUUGUGAGCAACAAAAGUUCCAUAUACCUUGCACUGUCGUUCCGUAGGCUGUGCUUGGCGACAGUUGGCUUACCACUUGUGUCGCUAUUGUUCUGCUUCAUCACAGCAUAUAUAUUUCAACAGGACGAUAUUCACGAAACUCAUUGUAGGGUCUAUAAUAUUCUUCCAUCGAUCUCAGCCAUUACUGGAGUAUCUCCACAGAGAUAUUUAUGGCGUAUCAGUAUAGCAUUACAUAUUGGUCCUAGACUGGUUAUCGCCAGUGUUUAUCAUUCAUAUUAUUACAAGAUACUUAAGAACAUUGAAGAUGUGCCUCUACAAAUUACAGGGAGCAGGCUCCUAAACCUAUGCUACUGGCUAAACAUUGCUGAGAUAGCAGCUUUGUCUGGUGUAACAUAUAUUUCUAACAGAGAAAAUUAUUCGGUGCACGAAAAAAUUUUCAUAGUGUUCAUGAUUAGCUCGCUCACAUACAUGUUGACUGCUGUGAGAUUGGGUCGUUUAAUAACUCCAAAUGCACAAAGUCUUCAGUACAAACAAGUGCUUUUUAUGACGAGUCUCGUCAGUACAAUCUUUCUUAUUAUUUUCUUCUUAAAACAUCGACUGCUGUGUCACGAUUUGGCAUUUAGUUGGUUUUCGCUAUGUGAAUACGUGAUAGCUUUUGCAAAUAUGGGCUUUCACAUCACUGUGGUUUCGGACUUUCCUGAAGAACAACUGAUCGUAGGUCACGGUUUACCUGCCGAAAAAAUAGAUUAA